This is a messenger RNA of Gigantopelta aegis, 3785 nucleotides long. Its product is annotated as zinc finger protein 431-like. The coding region runs from base 303 to 2930 and encodes 875 amino acids. The record is from RefSeq and is a predicted model, not a curated record. The transcript is spliced from 2 exons. Lineage: Eukaryota; Metazoa; Mollusca; Gastropoda; Neomphalida; Peltospiridae.
ACAGAACCUGAUUCUGCUGAAUAUCAAGCACCAGAAUUAUCUUUAUCCUCAGUUAAAAAAACAUUCACACAUCUGUCCGUGCACGAAACCAGGAACACUUCGAACACGGAACGGCGUAUCAAAACGCGGAACCAUGACAUUGUUUUGGAUAAUUUGGUCACAGGAUUUGGAACAGGACACUGAUUCGUGGUUGUGGGUCAUGCAAACUCUGCAACCGUAUUCAUACAGGUCAUGACAUUGCAUUUGCAAAAUGUCAUUUCACUGGAAAUCAUUGAAAUUUAAGCUGGUGUUGAAAUUCAACAAUGGGUCGACCAAAGAAAUCAGCCGUUUGUAAAACUUGCAAAAGAGGGCCAACAAAUAAAACAUCUUUGAAAACUUGUGGUACACAAACUGAAUUGAAGUUGGAUGAGCUGGAUAAAAUAAUUUCCUUCUUUCUUUCUUCAAGUGACAAAGCAUGCAGAGAAGCACAACAAACUAUACAUCAAGUACAAGCACCCAGUUUGGAAAGCCGGGAUGGUGACUUUGAGGUCAGCAGUGACUUGGAGGAUUUCACACCUGUUAAAAAUGAAAGUUAUCAUGAUGGAAAUAUGGCAUUACCAAAACAGGUAUUGCAUGACGAUUCAGAUGAUGAUGGUACUGAUAAUGUGAAUUCCAGUGGAAUCCAGGCAGUAGCAGUAGUCAGCAAUGAGGAAGAGAAUGAGGGGGAAGAUCUGGACUAUCUGGAGCACAUCACACAAGAUUGGGAAGAAGCAAAACAGAAUUCUGAUGAUAGUGAAACUGCAACCGAAUUAUCUACCCCUGAGAAGAAACAGAAAAAACCAUCGACACCUGGUUCACAGGAAGUUAGGAAAAGCAGCCGGCUGGCAGAAAAGUAUCCUUCUGGCAAGAGUUUUGCAAAUCCUAAAAGAAAACGUAAAGUUACUGACAAGAAAAAGAAUAUCAUUGCUUUGAAGAAAAAACACUUGGCUUCCUUGCGGCUAAAGCCUAAAACUGAGGCUGUGGUAAAGGGCAUUCAAAAGACAAGAUCACUAGACUGCUUGCUUUGUGGCAUGAGCUGCAAAACAUUACGGGAACUCACUGAACACAAAAUGGAGAAGCAUGAAGGGAGAGUUCACAAGUGUGAUGAGUGCGGAAAAGCAUUCAGGAAUGUUACCAGACUUCAGAUCCAUCUUCGAUGCCAUACUGGGGAGAAACCAUAUGCCUGUCCCGAUUGUCCAAGAUGCUUCCCUGAUCCAUCAAACCUAAGCAAACAUAUUCAGACCAUUCACGAACAUCCUCACCGGUGUGAUAAUUGCCGAUCACGUUUUGCAACAGAAACGGAGCUGUUGGUACACCAAGAAAGCAGUUGUAGAAAGAAAUAUGACAGUCUUGGCAGAAAACUGACAUCAGAGUUAACCCCAAAGUCUGGACAAAGAAUUGUCAAAAAGGCUAAAUGUGAAAAGUGUGGACGUGAAGUUCUCAACCUUCGUACUCACAUGUUGACACACACCACUGACCGACCGUUUAAGUGUGACCAGUGUGAGUCUGUUUUCAAGUCAAUAUAUGAUUUAAAAAAGCACAAGAUCAGACACAGAAGUGAUAAGCCUCAUUUGUGUGAACAAUGUGGGAAAAGUUUCAAACACAUCUUUGCCAUCAAGGCACACAUGAAGAUACACGAGGAACCACCAGUUAAAGAGGUGCAUCCGUGUAAGGAAUGCAACAUGGGAUUUGCAGAAGCAGAGCUAUUGGCAGCUCACACUGAAUGUCACUUGAACAGUUUGCCUUUUAAGUGCCUUCUUUGUGACAAAGAGUUUGAAACUCCUCCCGAGUUGAAAGCUCAUGUCAUCACCCAUCCUGCAGCAAGGAUACCUGUCAACUGUAAUUACUGCGACAAGCUUUACCCAACUCUUCCUAAGAUGCAAGUACACAGACAUACACACGUGUCUUUUCAUAUGUGCAGCUUCUGCAGCAAGAGUUACUCUAAAACUAGUGAACUGAAACGCCAUGAGGCAACACACACAGGUGUCUUUAAUCAUAUAUGCGAGCUAUGUAACAAGGGAUUUGUACGUCCAGACCAGCUGAAAAAACACAUGAUGGUUCACACUGGAGACCGCAGGUUCAAAUGCGAAACCUGUGAGCGUUCAUAUAUAACGGAGGAUACUCUAAAAACACACAUCAAGUUGGUCCAUGGUCCCAAGACUUACGUCUGUACCAUUUGUGGGAAGAGCUUUGCGGUUGAAAAAAGGCUUCAGUUUCAUAUUGCACGUCAUCUGGGUAAAAAAGACUACAAAUGCGAUGUCUGUGGUAAGGCCUUUGCUGACCCAUCCGAUUUGCCUCAACACAAAAGAAUUCACAAACUAGUGAAAAACUUCCCUUGUCUUUUGUGUCCAAAGGCAUUUUAUGCUCAAAAACACUUGGAUACACACUUCAGAGUUAACCACAAGAACAGAAUGCAGAAACUAAUACAUACUUGUGAAAUUUGUGGAAAGGUAUUUCCUAGAGAGUGGAAACUGAAGCGGCAUCAUAGUGUCCAUGAAAACAGGAGUAGUCGUAUUCAUUAUUUGAACAAGCCCAAUGCUCCCACAAUAAUCAAGCUUGAGCCAAUUGAUGAACCUGACCUGACAGACCUUGCAGAAUCCACCUCCAUGCUACAAAGCAUGGAAAACGUGGAACUAACAGAGACUCUUGCAGUUCAAUGUAAUAUGUGUGGGGCAUCAUGCGAGACCACCGAGUUGAGUGCAACUGAACCCUUUUUGUGUGGCUUGUGUGCACAAAUUGAUGUAUCUUCCGAUGAAAAGACAUCUGUAUUUACAUUCACCGGUCAGGAGAUUUUCAAGUGUAACAUGUGCCAAAAGACAUUUGCUUUAUUGGACAAUUUUCUUAACCAUCUACAAGAGCAUCCUGAAUUGGAAAUAAAAAUAGAAACUCUUCCAACUGAAAUAGACAAUUGAUUGAGUCUGUCACAAUACUGAUCAAUAUAGAUGAAUUUAAAUACUCUCUUAUUUGGGCAUUGCAUGAUUGGGUGAUAUUUUACAAAAGAUUUGGAAUGUACGCACCAUAUGUACAGGAUUGUGCUCAUGUAUUUGCAUGACAGCCUAAUAUUUUGUGAGUGUCAUUAUUGUUUGUUUUGUAUUUAUUUUUUAAGUUUGGUAAGCAGUCAUGCAUGGCUAAAUCUGGUUAAGUUAAAAAGUCAACAAGUUAUUUAUUAAACUUCAAAAAUAGAAACCCAGUUAUUUUGUAACAGAAUAUCAAUUAUGACAUGAAAUUCAUUCACCAAAUAUUGGUAUUAUUACUUGGAUCAUACAACAUAUAUACAUGUACCAGUAUAUUUUUUUAAAAACCUAUACAAUUAAAACAUUGUUUUCUAGUUUUAAACAUUUUAUUCACAGUAAAGUUAAAAGAAAAUAUUAAACUUUUAAAGACUGAAUGAUUUCUAAACUUAGGAGCAACUUCUUAGUUUUUUUUCUGGUUGGCCCCCAAAAAACAAAAAAUCAGCCGACAUGUGACAUAGUUCUUUUUGACUAGUUAUCCUUAAUUGCUUAAUGCAAUGACAAGAUUUCAACGGAUAUGCUACAAACAUUAGUAUAUAUUUAGCAAAUAAUCCCAUGUUCUGUCAGCUUGUAAUGGUAGUAUGAAUAUUGUGAAUAUCUCUCUACUGCAAAAGUUGGGUAUGUUGAGAUUUCAUGGCCAUGUAUAUAUGUUUUAUUAUAUGUUUUUGUAAUAUUUUAGUACAAACAAUUUGUACUAUAACUACAUAAAUCUGGCUUAAAAUUAAAGUGUAUAUGAAUUAAAAAAGUUGAUCUCGA